AUGGACCAUCUCGUCACUGCUUGCAAGUGGUUUAUGCUGCUGGCUCCUACAAUUUAUUGGCUGUUGAGUGUUUAUGCUAAUGGCUCGCUGAGAAAUCUCGCUGCGGAUGUCAUCAAAAUAGACGUACCUAUUGUCCUCGCCCAGUUCCUCUGUCGUGUUCUUUGCGAACAACAAAACAAUGCGUCGUGGGGAGACUCAGUCGAAGGAACUUCGUAUGGGAUUCUGCCGAUCUCGUACGUUCUCAAACUGCCUUGGUCCCUUACCAUCAGACAGCACGCCGAAACCGCCUUCUCCAAAACGAGUACAUACUUAGCAGCUCACUUUGACGAGCUGGCAACUAACGACUCUUCAAAACCCACAACACCAAGAUGGCAAAGAUGGCCCAGCUCUUUAGCUAACUUCUUCAAGGACUCUCGGCAACAACCAUGGCAUUGGUUAUUCAUGAAGCAGCAAUUUAUUCAAGCCGUCUCAAGAAACUCCCCGGCGUUUGAGGAUCUCGAGAAAUAUCUGCUGGCGCACAUGUCGAACAACGGAGAAGGCACCAGCAUGAUAGAGGCCGGGCACCGGUCGCCUGGCACGAUCAAGUCCCCUACUAUGAUUGGGUCCGUAGGACCGGUGCCAACAGCACGAGUUGUCCAUAUGCAUUCGCCUUCAUUCGUCUUAUUUUGCUGCCUCAUAAGCACCAUCAGCUCUCACUGCCUAGCCUGGAUGGAGCAGAGGUACCUCGCAAGGGAGAUGUGCUUGCAUCAUGCCACCUUUUACCGCCAGUACAAUAACUACGACUCUAUGAGGCGAGAUGAUGCGGAAGGCAACCUCAACAGUCUGCACUUCCAUGAGUUCACAGGCGAAAAUGAACAGAGCCUGUAUUAUCAACUAACAGUUGAAGACGGCAGAAGAGAGAUACCUCUCAAGAAGGCGAAAGGAUUUCUGAUGAAGGUGGCUGGCGUAGAGAGAGCUAUUAUGCAGGUUUGCUGGGGCACGCUCUCGUCGAGCCUUGAGAAAGAUAUAUAUGCGGCACUAGAUAUUGCCAGCAAAAUGCAGAGAUAG
Messenger RNA from Trichoderma virens Gv29-8, 1047 nucleotides. RefSeq lists its product as uncharacterized. The coding region runs from base 1 to 1047 and encodes 348 amino acids. NCBI's taxonomy places the organism in Eukaryota, Fungi, Ascomycota, Sordariomycetes, Hypocreales, Hypocreaceae. The transcript has 3 exons. The record is from RefSeq and is a predicted model, not a curated record.